AAGCAAAAUAUUCACCGAUAAUCAGAAAAUUUCGAGAAAAGAAAAUCAAGAAAUCAGAAUCAGGGGUUUCAGAGAUUUGUGAAAAUCUCGAAAGAAGAAUUUGAUUUCAGCCUUAGGUCGAUUCUUUCAAGAUCAAACCCUAAUCUUCUCGGUUCCGAAUUUGAGAGAAAGGGAAUUUAGGGUUUCGAUUUCUUGUUCGGUGCCGAUUCUUGUGAUCGGCGAUAUUAUUUUAACCUUAACGAUUCUGUUUGAAAUUGCAAGGGUAUAAUCCUAACCGUUAGGCGUUACGAUGAACGAUCAAUCGCAGAUGAUGAUGAAUUUGAACCAGAUGAGCCAGCCUCAGAUGAUGAAUCAGGUGCAAAUGAUGAGCCAGCCUCAGGUAAUUAAGCAGCCUCAGAUGCUCACACACAAUCAGGUAAUGAAUCAGCAACCCCAGCCUCAGAUGAAGACAUCUCAGAUUAUGAUGAACCAGACUCAGCCUCCGAUGAUGAAUCGGGGAUAUAAGGUUUGGUCUCAACAGCCUCCGCUUGAUCCCAACAUGAAAUUUCAGAACCCUAUGAAACUGAAUUACCCUUCAUCCAAGCCGGUACGAAGCAACUGGAAGGGGAAGAAGGUCACUGACAAGCGCAAGGACCCUAGAAGAAUGGAAAAACCCAAUUCUAUCCCUCUUAGUAUUCCAAACGGCAGUAUCGGUUACCAGCCCCCUACUCUGCACGAGUUGCAAUCGCAAAAUCGUUUAAAGGCACGUAAGUUCUAUCCUAAGAAGAAGUUUAAUACUAGAUUUGCUCCUUAUGCCCCUAGGAAUACGACAUCGUUUAUUAUUCGUGCCAAGAAGUCUGGUGGUAUAGCAUCGCUUGUGUCGCCUUGCCCUGUGACCCCGGCAGUGCUUCCUACACCUAUACUCUCCCCAUCGAGGGAGGUGUUAGGGGAUAUGGCAAAGGAAGAGUGGGGUGUUGAUGGAUAUGGGUCAAUGAAGGGUCUGAUCAGGCUUCGAUCACCAGGGCAUGAAGCUGAUGUUCACGAUGACGAGGAUGAAGAGGACGGUGGGUCAAGUGAGAGUGAUGUGGAGGAACACGUGGAGGUAGAGAGGAGGCUGGAUCAUGAUUUGAGUCGGUUUGAGAUGAUAUACCCGAAUUAUGGAGUUGACUAUAAUAAUGUCUUAGAGAAUAGGGUCGAUGAUCAGGAUUCCCAUAUUGCACAGUUGGAGGAAGAGAAUUUGACGUUGAAGGAGCGCCUUUUUCUAAUGGAGAGAGAGUUGGGCGAUCUGCGAAGAAGGUUACUGUUUCUUGAGAGGCAGAACCAGGUUGUGGAAGAUGUCAACGAGGAAGUGGUGGAGAAUGGGUCCGAUAAUGAAAGCGACGGGGGAUCAGAUGUUCCUGCUAUGGGAGUGGAGAACAAUUCGGAGAUGGUUGAGUCAAUGAUGGAAAGUGAUAGGAAUGGAAAUAUUGAGGCUAAUACUAAGCUAGACAAUGAGAGAGUGUCGGAGGCUGAAGGUGUAGAUGAUGUUUUCAUGGAAGGGUCUGCUCCGAAUGAGGCGACUGCAAAGAAGGAUGAGAUCAGAGGUAACAAAAUGGAAGGUGACUUUUUGUUUAGUGAAGUCAAGGAGAAGGAUGUGCAGAAGGAUGCAGGGGCGACACAGCAGUAUUUGCCAGAUGAAUUUUUUGCUAAAGAAAAUGAUGUUAUGGAUAAAAAAGAGAGUGGUGAUUUUGAAAUGCUGGACAGAAACGAUGAAUCAAAAACUCAAGGAGCAACAAAUGAAAAUACAAAUGACCUAGUCUUAACAGAGAAGGAUGAAUGCCGGGAUCAAGUAUCAAAGACUCAAGGAGGAACAAAUGAAAAUACAAAUGUCCUAGUCUUAACCGAGAAGGAUGAAUGCAAGGAUCAGGUAGUUGGGACAAGCUCAGAGACUGCCAGGGACGAUGAUAUGUCUGUCGCACGUUAGUUUAAGUUGUUCAUCUGAAUAGGGUUUCAGAGGAGAGGCUAGAAUGGAACACAUUCUUCAACUUUUUAAUGCAUAAAUGUUGGUAUUUGUAGGCUUGUAGAUUUUACAAGGGUUAUAUGGUCUCACCAUUUGAUGUGCCAAUUGCUACUGUGUGGAAUAUUCCCGUGGAAUUAGGUGGAGGAUGCGGGGGUUUGGUAUUAUAAAGGGUUGGCAUGGAAAGGAUUUGGGUUUGGUAUUACAAAAGUUCGCAUGGAAAAGGAUGCAGGGAUAUUAUUUCAAACGAGAGAAUGGAGGUGGUUUUGCUGAUAACAUUUGCUGCUAGGGCUAUACAAGUCAAAUGUGUAAAAUAUGGUAUCUGUUUUUGUCUGUAGGCUCUGCACAAUUGCAUUUGGUGUCUCAACAAAACCAAAAAGAAUUGUUUCAUGAGUGAAGAUAUUUUUGAAUUAAAAUUUGGAGGAGGUUGGGAGAACUUAAAUCUGCUACACAGUCAGUGUUAAAGGGGAAGAGGAGGUCGUCGGAGAGAGACCAUAGUGCAGGAAACUUGCCGCUAUUCCAGGGAACUCUUACUCGCCGGAAACCGCCAUCUCCGGCGCCUGAAAUCUGCAACUGAGAUGGCUUCAUCUUCAGGACAGAAUAGGGUUAUUCAUCCUGGACCAGAUGAUCCUUCAUUAUUGCGCUUACAGAAUAUUAAUGUGUCUGAACAUAUUUGGGAUGGUCGGGAUCAUCCUAUUUUGAAGGUUAGGAAGAGUCAAUUUAUUCCAGCUGGUUUGGAUGGUGUUCCAGAGGAGAUUCUUCCACAUUUAGAGCUUGCAGGAUUUACUGGGAUUGCUCACGUAUGUCAGUUCCCAUUAGACCUCCCGUUGAUCACUGCAUUAGUAGAGAGAUGGAGGCCAGAGACACACACUUUUCACUUGCCUUCAGGCGAGUGUACGAUCAUUUUGCAGGAUGUAUCUGUGUUGUUAGGUUUACGAAUUGAUGGAAGACCUGUGAUAGCACCUAUUGGAGUUAAUUAUGCUGAUAUUGUUGAGGAGAGCCUAGGGAUUAGACCAUCACGUGCAGAUUUUGUUGGUAGCUUCUUGAAGACGAGUUGGCUAGACCAACAUUUUACCCAUGUGGCGAUGCAUGCACAGAAUCCUUUACAGAUCACCAGAUUUGCUAGGGCUUAUAUGUUGCGGUUGAUUGGGGGUUUUAUGUUGAGUGAUCACUCCAGCAGUAGAGUCUCAGUGAGGUACUUACCUUUACUUCAGGAUUUUGCUGUCACUGGUGAAUAUAGUUGGGGGUCUGCAGUAUUGGGAUAUUUGUAUAGAGAGCUGUGUAUGACCACCAACAUGGAUCGACAUGGUUUGGGUGGAUUAGCUGCAUUACUUGUGAUGUGGGCAUGGGAUAGGUUUCCAUUUCUAGGUCUUGGAAACCCGCUUCACACACGACUCCAUCUUCCAUAUGCUACUAGGUGGUUGGCCAAUCAAAGGAAUAGGAAAGGGAGGAAAGACAUAUCUUAUUAUAGAUAUAAAUUUGACAUGCUUAGUGGUGAAGAGGUGUGUGAGUGGCACCAACCAGAUCGGGUAAUGCGACAAUUUGGUAUGGUUCAACAUAUACCCCGUGCUCCUUAUCAGCCAGAUGCACUACAUGACUUGACUCUGCGUGGGAAGGCAACAGAGAAUUGGCAAGAGAAGCUGAGAGAUGUUUUGGACAUUUGGGAGAGAAGGAGAGAGUGGGUCAUGACCAAUGACCCCCACAUUGCGCAGCUAAGUUUUAACUCUGACUAUAUGCGGUGGUAUAGAGCUCACACUAGACGUUGGAUGACAAGAGACGCAGCUGUCUCAUCAUUACUUGGUGAUGGACUUGAGAGAGCCCACUACUUGAUGACAGAUGGCCAUGAUUCAUUCACUUUUGAUGAGAUGCGAGACUUGUGUCAAUCUAUGCUAGUUUUGAAGAAUGAUUUGAACCACAUUAUGGAACCUAUUUCUUCAUCUGAUCCUCCAAUGCAGAGUGGCAAUACUGAGGAUCCAGUUGUAGAUGUCGGUCAAUCGAGGAACCGUAAGGAAGGCAGGGGAUUACAGCGUAGACGCACAGAGGUACAUGCGACAGAAUGGUCUCUUCCACCGAUACCUGAGCGUCCUGAUGGAGUAUUCUAUGUUCCCUCACAGUUUCCUUUCCACACACAGCCCUAUAAUGCACCUACAUAUUUUCACUCAUCUCAGGCUACCCAGCAUCCGCCACAGACUCCUCAAUCACCAUUCCUGACCACAGAGUGUUAUAUCCCAUGUCCAUCACCAUUCUUCACGCCACCUCCAUAUGAUGUUCCUAUUUUGACACCACCAGCACCAGCAGUAGAUAUUGUUACUGGGACAUCAUAUGAUACCUCAUAUAGUCAGGGAAUAGAUUUGAAUGCUGACUUCGAAGCAACGGUAGAUGUUCCACCUGCAGAGGUUCGUCGUAACCCACAUCGUGGAGCCAGAGAUCGACCUAGGGAGUGCAUAUUGACCCCACAUCAGCCCAACCAGCCACACGAGGAUAGAGCUUGAGUUUUUGUAUAAACUAAUUAUACAUAUUUUGUGUACCUUUACUAGAUGUUUUAUGACAUAUGGUACUUUUUAUUCAUUUUAAUCAUCGAUCGAUUAAAAUUUACUCAUGUUAUAAAUCGUACGAUUAACUUUCAGGUAUGUGAUUCAUGUUACAUGUUAAGAGAAAUAAGGUGAUAUAAACUACAAGU
Abrus precatorius (Indian licorice) is the source of this 4655-nucleotide messenger RNA. Its product is annotated as serine/threonine-protein phosphatase 7 long form homolog. Lineage: Eukaryota; Viridiplantae; Streptophyta; Magnoliopsida; Fabales; Fabaceae. The transcript has 8 exons. Gene Ontology annotation, biological process: meristem maintenance; meristem development. The coding region runs from base 290 to 1942 and encodes 550 amino acids. The record is from RefSeq and is a predicted model, not a curated record.